GUUGACAACAUAGUUGCUGAAUUAUAUAUUUACAUAUAACUUAAACAAUUGACUGUAAAAUCUUAGACUAAUCUCUUAUUAUCAACCCUAUUUAUAUGUAUAUUCUCUUUAAUCUGUGAUUGAGUCCUGCUGGUCCUGCUAAAAUGCAGUCCAAUACAACAGUUUCUAAUAAGGGUAUUUACAGAGAAAAGACACUCUUCACAACUGAUUCGACCAUGUAAAUUCGAAGGAAAAUAAAUAACCAGUUUGAUCCGACUGUAUAUAUAAAAUAUCACUAAUUUUCAUUUUCUAUUGCGUAUGACACUUAACACGUUACAGUUUAUGUUAAAUUUCUAUUACAUAUGUAUUUAUAUAGCUUAAAAACGAUAAACUUAUUUGUUAUAACGCAAUAAUCAAGUUUGACAAUUUGUACUCGUGUCUCAUCUGAUGCCCGGAUUGUCCUUUGACCAUACAUACAUACAUACUACCAAUCAUUGUUAAAAUCAUCAUGUUUUUCCUCUGGGAUUACCCGAUGUGCAUGCUCUUGAAAUUUGACGGUUAGUCGGUGAAAAGACAAUCGCAUUUACACCGUGCGUUAUCGAAAGCGUAUUGGUUAACAAUUAAUUUAUUAUAUCUUCAAUUGUUUAACGACGCUUAAAAGUAUUUAUGACGGAAAAUGAAUUAUACGAGAACAUGGAUCCCUACGAGAAUCCUGAUCUUCUACCGUUGGAGGAAUUAAAAUUAAAAAUCAAAACCGAAGGAAUCGUUGAAUACGUUAACGCUUUGAACAAAAAAUGGGCAAGUGAUCGUUAUUUUUUGCAUUAUGAGGCUCCUGCUAUAUACGACGAUGAUGGAAGUGAAAUUUCGGGGGCAAAAGAACACUGGAUGAAUAUUGUCAAUUAUAUUAUUAAUGAUUUAAAAUGGUUACUUAGUCUUCCUUUUUAUAGAUUUUGGUCAAACAUUGUAUUCAAUACGUCGAUCAUAGAUGUAUUGGUAUCUUUUUUACAAGAAGCUCCACCAUUUUAUGCUUUAGAAAGUUUUCCAAAUUGUCCUGAAAUGUUAAAACUCUUAGAGGCACUCCACCGUUAUGUUCUUAUGGUUUUCACAAGACUUGUAACAAACAAGGAGAGCGAAGAAGAACAUAUGAGCCGUCGAUUUCUUGGAAAUUUAUUGUAUGAGAAAUACAUAUUUACGGUUCCAAUUAUCUUAGAUCUCUGUCAACUUUACGGACGAGAAAACGAAAAAAUAAUCGGAAAACUUUUAAAUUGUUUAUUUAUAUUAGAACCACGAUACAAUAUCGAUCUUCAAGGAGCUGUUCCUUGUUUCAUAGAGGCUCUUGAAAAUGUUGAAAGGAAGUUUGAUAAUUAUUCCACUGGAUAUACCAAUGAAGCAGUUUCAUUGUCAGAGAGAUAUAGACCUAUUCCAAAACUUACACUAUGUAAUUUAGAAGAUAUGACGUUAUAUGUGCUAGAUAUAUCAUCAACAAUCACUAUAUUUUUAAAAAAUCAUCCUCCUGCAGUGAGUAUAUUUCACACAGAGGAUUUUAUGAAUAAAAUCGUUUCAAUAUAUGGGAAUACAAUACCUGAAAUGUAUAAAACGUUAGACAAACUUGCAUGUAAUGAAGAGAACAUGCCGAAAUACAUGGAAUUGAAACAUCGUUUGGAUGUAACAAGGAUCGAACUUCUAAACCUUUACCGCGUUAUUAUAUACGAGCCAGUAUUGAAUACCCAAGAAAAUUUAAACACAAUUUCGGAAGCAGAAAUAAAAGAACGAAUGGAUGACUAUAUCAACCUUUUAGCCAAUGCCAGUUCUGAAAAAGAAUUCAUUACAGAUUAUGAUCGAUUUUAUCCCGUUCAACGAGAUUUAAUGAUGUUAUUAAAUAUUUGUCCUGAAUUUGAUAAAAUAAAAUAUGACUAUGUAUUACAAUCGGUGAACGUAGUUACUGGCAAAUCAACUACUUCACCUGUUACUUUAUCUAAUAAUGUAAAUGAAGCAGUUGCUGGACCUAGUGGUGUUACAAGGCAAGCAAUCACAUCCAAUAAUACAAACUCAUCAAAUAAGAAAAAAAUGUCUAUAAAAGAGGAUUCUGUUAAAUUAUUAUCUCUUAUCUCGGAAGUUAAGGAUAUUUUAUGCGAUCUAGAUGAACGUUUUAUUGAGUUGUGUUUGGAUCAUUACGAUUAUAAUGCUGCAUCUGUGAUAAAUGCUGUAUUAGAAGAAACAUUACCACCUAAGUUGCAGAAAUUGAAAGAUUCAGAAGCUUCAGUAAAUAAUGCACUACCAAGUUACAUGGAGACUGUAAACAAUGAUAAUCUGAUUUCUAACAUUGAAAGCCUUAGUAUGUUUGAGGAUUAUACCGAUGAUACCGUUCGCGUCAAAACUCGCGAAAUUGUUGAAGUACCAAAGGAUUAUAUAACUAAGAACUACAGCCUUGUCUUAGAUGAUUACGAAGAUGAGUACGACGAUACGUACGACAAUCGUGAUAUACGCGGCAAUGCACAAGACAAUUCCGUUGAAAUAGAUUCAAGACCGUUCACUACACCACGAGUGCUUCUUGGAAAGAAGAAGGUAGAAACUGUAGAUGAAUCGGAAUCAGAGGACGAAGAGACGGCGGUAGAAAAUGGAAAAGAUCACUUUGUACAGAAUCCGGAAGAACUACGUGCUAGAGCUGAACAACGAAGGCAAGCAAUGCGAGGCGGAAAAUCUACACCAAAUGUAACUGGUAAACCAAAAGGGCGAGGGCAAGAGAAGAACGUCAUGCACAACAGACAACAAAAGAAUGCCCAUAAAUCGACGCAAGCUAAUCAUAAUCGUCGUUCUGGUGCUCAGUACAAACGAAAUCAAGGAAUGAUUCCAUCUUAAAUCUACUUAUACUUUUACAAUAACAGUGUAAAUACUGCCAUGUGAUAAAUACAUUCGUACCCAUA
Osmia lignaria (orchard mason bee) is the source of this 2903-nucleotide messenger RNA. RefSeq names its product activating signal cointegrator 1 complex subunit 2. The record is from RefSeq and is a predicted model, not a curated record. Gene Ontology annotation, biological process: regulation of DNA-templated transcription. Gene Ontology annotation, molecular function: ubiquitin binding. NCBI's taxonomy places the organism in Eukaryota, Metazoa, Arthropoda, Insecta, Hymenoptera, Megachilidae.